AUGGUAGAUCCGAACAUUGCUACUGAACCUGUUUAUUUGAAUAAUGAUGCCCCAAAAGAGGCUAAAGAAAUCGAGAAAGAAGAUGAUCCACCCCCGCCGGUAAAGCAAUGGCGUAUAUGGAAGAAUCUGUUCGUCAUUUGUUUAGCAUGGGUGCUUUUAUUCACUGCAUUUCAAGGAAUAUCAAACUUACAGUCGAGUUUAAACGUUGAAGGCGAUGUUGGAAUGAACUCGAUGGCUAUAAUUUAUGCGUUUCUUAUAUUUUCUUCGGCAUUAUUACCUCAUCCAAUGAUGAGCAUUUUCGGAAUGAAAUGGACAAUUGUCAUAUGCCAAUUUGGUUAUUUGGCAUUCAUUGCAGCGAAUUUACAUGCUGUACCAGCGUUGAUGUAUCCGGCGUCAGUUUUUUUAGGUCUUGCUGGUGCACCAAUGUGGACAUCGGAAGGUUCGUAUGUAACACAGAUCGGUAUGCUCAAUGCUGAAUUGAAAGGAAGAGAACCGGCGACCGGUGUGACACAAUUUUUCGGUAUAUUCUUUGCUUGUUUUCAAACAAGUCAAAUAUGGGGUAAUCUUAUCAGUUACCUAGUAUUGCAGCCUACGACAAAACCUUCCGUUCAAAAUGAAGAAGCAAACAAUGAUGCCGUUCAAAGAUCUGUGCCGAAUAAUUGGACGAACAUCACAAAUUUGACAGAAAAUGGAUAUCAAUGUGGAGCAGAAUUCUUAGAAAAAGAGUUUCAUGGUGCUGAAAGCACUCCUGUACCCAGAAAAUUGGUUUUUACACUUUGCUAUAUUUAUAUCGGCUUGGCAGUAGCUAGUAUUCUCCUUGUCGCUUUUCUGCUUGAUCAGAGACGGACUAAAACGGAUUCGAAAGGUGGAGUCAAAGCGUCAUUAAAGAAUUCAGUUCGUCAUAUGGCUUCGACAUUUAAACAUUUAAAACAUGUCAAUCAAAUUUUACUAAUACCAUUCACUUUGUGGUCGGGUUUUGAACAAACUUAUAUCGUUGCUCAAUUUACAAAAGGUUUUAUAACUUGUGCUGCUGGAAUCAAAUAUGUUGGCCUUGUCAUGAUAGUUUUCGGCGUAUGUAAUGCAGUCAGUAGUUUCAGCUUUGGUCAUAUUGCGAAACGUCUCGAUCGUGUGUACUGUCUGGCGCUUGCUGCUGUUAUAAGCUACGCGUUGAUUAUAACAAUGCUUCUUUGGACACCACACGAGAAUCAACUGUGGGUACUUUUCGUUCUCGCUGGCUUCUGGGGUAUUGCAGACGGAUGUUGGCAAACGCAAACCAAUGCAGCCUAUGGAGUUUUGUUUACUGAACAUGAAUCGGCAUUUUCAAAUUUUCGCCUAUGGGAAUCACUUGGCUACGUUAUCGCCUAUGUUUACACUCCUCGAAUCCGUAUUAAAUAUGCGCAUGCUAUUCUUCUAUGUGUGCUAACAAUCUCGAUGAUAUGUUACGUGAUUAUUUAUAUCAGGGAAAAACGGAAAAAGAAAAAAGUGCAAGACGAAAAACCACAAAUAUCUCCUACCGAUCCAGUACAAUCUACUAUCGUUACCUCAUUCUGA
This is a messenger RNA of Adineta ricciae, 1551 nucleotides long. The record is from the annotation of a GenBank genome assembly. Lineage: Eukaryota; Metazoa; Rotifera; Eurotatoria; Adinetida; Adinetidae.